This is a messenger RNA of Osmerus eperlanus (European smelt), 2502 nucleotides long. RefSeq names its product apoptosis inducing factor mitochondria associated 5 (gene aifm5). The record is from RefSeq and is a predicted model, not a curated record. Lineage: Eukaryota; Metazoa; Chordata; Actinopteri; Osmeriformes; Osmeridae. Gene Ontology annotation, molecular function: oxidoreductase activity, acting on NAD(P)H; 2 iron, 2 sulfur cluster binding; flavin adenine dinucleotide binding. Bases 556 to 2178 code for a protein of 540 amino acids. Gene Ontology annotation, cellular component: cytoplasm. The transcript has 19 exons.
GGAUGUAGCCCACAAUCCAUACCUUUCGACAAAACGUGAGUCGUUUUGUAACGAUGUACUGCCUUCAUCCCAUAAGUUUACGCAAACUUGUGCAUUGUCACUUUGCGUCGACCUACGUCGGCAUUCACAGUCGGUGGCUGCUGCUUCGUCAGCCCUUUCUCUAUGCUGCUGUUGUGCCACACAAAAAGGCAUUGCAUUUCUCUUAGACAAUAACAGAGGCAAUCACAAAUCACAUACGAUACGUUCAACAAUUUACUUGGGCCUAGAUGACAUAUUGUUAACUUUAUCUUGCGUGGAAUACUUAUGGGUGGGAGUUUUUUCAUCUAGAGAUUUUCCCAUCCAGUCACAGCUUCGCACGACAGGACCGAGGAAUGAGGGUUGGAGCUGGCUCGGUUGCCGGGGAAUCGAACUCUUCUCCCAUCGCGAUAGGUGCAUUCAGCUGAUGAGCAGAAGUGACUACAUGUGGCCCGAGUCGGAGAUAAACCUUUGAUCGAUUAUCAUAUGUUCGUUGAGGAUCAUUCAGGUUCAUAAUUGUAUUAUUGUUGAAUCAACGGAAUGUCCGGGAGGCCAUCACAGUCAUCAGAUAUGGACCAGGAUGAGGAGCUGACUGAGGCAGUGUGUCAGGAGUCUGACCUACAAGAUGGACAGAUGAUGGAGGUGAAUGUUGGGCAUUACAGUGUGCUGCUGGCACGCAGUGAGGGCAGAUUCAGCGCCCUUGGCAACCAGUGCACACACUACGGCGCCCCCCUCAGUAAAGGAGUUCUGUCAGGGAACAGGAUACGAUGCCCAUGGCAUGGAGCGUGCUUCAACGUCCACACAGGAGACCUGGAGGAGUACCCUGGCAUGGACUGUCUACCCUGCCACAAGGUCAAAGUGGAAAACAACAAAGUGUAUGUGUCAAUAAAGAAAAAGGAGCUGCAGCAGAACAAGAGGGUAAAGAUCAUGAGUUGCAGAGUAUCGGGGGUCAUCCACACCAUCUUGUUGUUAGGGGGAGGGGCUGCCUCAUUGGCGUGUGCGGAGACUCUCAGACAAGAAAACUAUGGUGGCCGGAUCGUCAUGGUUACCCGAGACGACCUUCUGCCCUACGACAAGACCCGCCUCAGCAAGGUUAUGAAUGUUCAGAGUGACAGUAUUCUGCUGAGAAGGAUGGAGUUCUAUCACCAGUACGACAUCGAGGUGUGGCUCAGGAAAGAGGCGUUGUCAUUGGACACGGAGAAGAAAACAGUAACGUUUGAUGAUGGUUCAGCCCAAAACUACGACCAGCUCCUAAUCUCCACGGGCUGCAGAGCGAAGGGUCUGGACUGUCCAGGGAUGGACCUGAAGAAUGUGAAGAUGCUUGAGACUCCGGAGGAUGCCAGGCAGAUCCAUGCUGCCUGUGUAGGCUGUCGCAUCGUCAUUGUGGGCACCUCUUUUGUUGGCAUGGAGGUGGCCUCCUACAUGAUAGACAAGGCCACCAGCAUCACCGUGAUUGGCAGCAGUGAGCUUCCCUACCAGAAGACCCUGGGGCCCGAGAUCGGCAAGAUCACCAUGAUGAUGCUGGCAGAGAAGAAGGUGAUGUUCUACAUGAACAACAUGGUCGUAGAGGUCCGAGGAGAGGAAGGCAAGGUGAAGGAGGUGGUUCUAAAGAGUGGGAAUGUCAUUCCUGCAGAUGUACUGAUAGUGGGAAUCGGUGUCAUCAACAACUCAGAGGUGCUCCAGGGAAGUCGCAUAGCCAUGGACUCCAAGAGCUCGGUCAUCGUGGAUAAGUAUAUGCAGACCAACAUCCCUGGGGUGUUUUGUGGGGGAGAUCUGGCCACUUUCCCUAUGGCGAUGGCCAAGGGCCAGCGGGUCACCAUUGGACACUGGCAGAUGGCACAAGCACACGGGAGGAUUGCAGCCCUGAACAUGCUGAACAAAGAAACUGAGCUGAACUCUGUCCCCUUCUAUUGGACCGUCUUACUGGGGAAGACAAUCAGAUACACAGGUUAUGGGGAAGGCUACACCGAGUUAGUAGUAAAAGGAAAAGUGGAAGAUUUGAAUUUCUUGGCAUUUUACAUCAAGGAUAACGAGGUCAUAGCUGCAGCCAGUUUGAAUUAUGACCCUGCGGUGUCCGUGAUCGCUGAGCGAUUUGUAACAGGAAAGGUCAUCACAAAGAAGGAAGCUCAGUCAGAUGACCUGAGCUGGCUGAAGCUGUCCUGAUCAUCACUCCAUCCACUCACCCGCCACAUCACCAGCUCAACUUCGACAAACACUCCAGAUGUCCUCCGGGGCCAUCCCCUCAUCCCUCUCCACGAGGGAUCAAGGAUUCCCUACCUUCAAGAAUUUUGUCUCCUCAAUGGAAGUUUCCCAUGUAUCUGAAGAGGAUAUUUGUUAGAGUUCCUGAAGUUCAGCAGGAAAGCAUUAAGCAGCUUAUAGUGUCCAAAGUAUAGUCCUCUGGUACAGAUUGUGUAGAAGUGCUAUAUUUAUACUGUAUACUGAAUCUAUAAUGCCAUGAAUCGUUUUGGGACUCUUCCCUGCAACUGU